UGGAACGUCGAGUCGGAAUGCGGAAUGUAAACGUCCCGUCUGCUCAAAAAUCUACAGAAAAUUUAUAUUGAAAACGGAAACUAUCGAACACGACAGAGCUCAUUUAGUCCGGCCAACUCAUCAAAGAGAGGUUAUGAUGCAUCUGGUGGUUGACGAGCGGAAUUAGCCGAGAGGACUGAGUGAUAUACCAUUUGGUGUCUUCGAACAUGUCGAAUCAAUAAUUACCCUACCCGUCAUGGCGGACGUAUUUAAAACCGGUCCCGUAGACAUAGGGCAAAAGGACUCGCUUGCAACAGCCAUUGAGUCAUUGGAUUCCCUCAAUGACCAGAUCGUCCAGUUCAUGUUCACGCCCAAGUCGUCGGAAUGCGACGUCAGCACGCCGGUGAGCGAGUCGGUGCACCCGCCGGCCAGGGACUCCCUCAAGGCCAGCCUGGCGCUGAUGCGCCGGCUGCUGGUGGAUGCGCAGAUCAAGUACAGGCAGAUGGCAGAGGAGAACAAGAGACUGUCGUGCACAAAGCCGGAGAAGCCUCAACAGGUUACAGUGACUGAACUAACUGACACCAACAAGAGACUGAGUUACUUCAGUGCCGAUGGAAGCACAGGCAGCAGUCCCGAUAACGACAAGGGAAACUCAGAAUGGGAGAAGCAGCAGGGAGAGAGCGAGCUCCAGAGACUGAGAGACAGGUGCUGCCACCUAGAGCGGGACAACAUGACCCUGAUGAAGCAACUGGACGACCUGCGGGCGCUGGACCACAGCCACGUGGAGAUACCCAGCGCCGGGGAGCUAAAAAUCCAGCUGACGCAGACGGAGCACGAUCUGGCGCGAGCGAAGGAGGCCCUCACAGCGAUGAAGUCAGAUCGUAAGCGGCUGAAGGGGGAGAAAGUGGACCUGCUGAACCAGAUGAAGCAGCUCUACUGCACCCUGGAGGCCAAGGAGGAGGAGAUGCGGGACUUCAUCCGCAACUACGAGCAGCGGGUCUCGGAGAGCGACGAGAGCCUGCGCAAGGUGAUCGCCGAGAAGGAGGAGGUGGAGAAGGACCGCUGGGAGAUCUUGAAGCGGGCCCGGGAGGCUGCCGAGCGAUCGGUGUCGUUACGGGAGCAGCUGGACAGGAGAGAAAAGGAGAACGAGGCCAUGGAACAGGAAAUAGACAAGUUGAAGGAGCAGUUGACGGCAGAAAGACGCAGCUUCCACCAUCCCCAAACACCCACCAUCACGCUGACCAGCACCCCGGCCACCACGCCGGAUAUGGCCGACCUGGGCUUCCCCCACCUGCACCGGCCGGUGUCCAAAGCCAACAGCCAGGCUUCCACGUCCCUGUCGGACCACCUCCCCGCAUCAUCGCUGGCACAGAACGACUUGGUGUCUCAGCCGGAUGUUUCUGACGUCACACUCGGCGAAAGCACCAGCACGGAGCAUCUGCUCUCCACGACGUCGGACGGCACGGCGCGGUCCAACGAGGACAUCCCCUACGAGGUCACUGUGCCCCGAGGCGGGGAGAAGAAGAAAAAGCCCAAGAAGCAGUCCAAGAAGUUCAACUCCCUCUCCAAGAUUUUCGGCAAGAAGAACAGGUCGGCCCUGGAGCAGCUGGUCUUUGAUGACACUCACAUCGCGAGGAACAGCUCGUCCAUUUAUGACAGCACGCUAGACGACCGCGAGAAGCUCCGUCUGGCCGAGAAGUGCCGGAACACCCCCAUGACGCAGUGGAAGGCUGACAUGGUGGUGUCGUGGCUGGAGAUCACCAUGUGCUUGCCGCAGUACAGCCAGAAUUGCCAGGAGAACAUCAAGAGCGGGAAGGUCUUGCUCGGGCUCUCGGACGCCGAGCUGGAAUCCGGCAUGGGAGUAAGCAACGUCCUGCACAGACGCAAAGUCCGACUUGCCAUCGAGGAGCACAGGCCAGGAGUCGAAAUCAUCUUCCCGAAGGCGGGUGAUCUGGACCACCGCUGGGUGGCCCGGACCUGGCUGAACGACCUCGGCCUUGGCCAAUACUCGCUGCAGUUUGAGUCGGAGCGGAUCGAUGGCCGAGUCCUCAACAGCCUCACCAAGAAAGACCUGGAGAAGCACCUCGGAAUCACCCGGAAAUUCCACCAAGUCAGCUUACUUCACGGCAUCGAAUUGUUGAGAAGGAUCCAGUUUGAUAAAGGGGUUCUUGUGGAGAGGCGGACACAGUGCGAGGACAUGGACUGUGACCUGGUGGUGUGGACCAGCCAGCGAUUGAUCAGAUGGGCACGCAGCAUUGAUCUCAAGGAGUACGCGGACAACCUUCUGGACAGCGGCGUGCACGGCGCUCUGAUGGUGCUGGAGCCAUCGUUCGACUCGGACGCCAUGGCCAAUGCUCUGGGCAUUCCUUCCAGCAAGACCAUCAUCCGACGGCACUUGACCACUGAGCUCAACUCCAUUCUUAUUCCUGCCAGAGCAACUCAAGACGUAUUCAGCGGCGCCGGAGACAGUCGUCCCAGGAGGAGCAGCGGAGGGGGGACGCUGGGCCGGUCCUUCCAGAGAUCCUACACCAGUCCCCACGACGAGAAGGCCCGAUCCAAGCCAACGUUCCGGGGCUCCUUGGGCAGGGCCUUGGGCAGAAAGCUACGGCAGGAGAUCGGCUACUCGUCCAGCUUCAGCGGCGUGCCGGAGCAGGUCCGCGCCAGGUCACGUAGUCAAGAGCUGGAGAGCACCAUGGUCUGAGAAAAACAAAUAAAUGGACUCGUAAGCCGCGUCUGAUGAGUUAUGGCUGUGACUGUGAGUAACACAUGCAUUUGUGGGCGGUGGCGCCAGCCGCUAGCCAGUGACACCCAUAGAACGUGCAUUUCGUAGCCAUAGCCGUAACACUGGGACAAAGCCUAAGCAUACCUCAGUAUUCCUGAAGACGUUGAGUUCAUUACUUACCUACUUGUCAUAUUCAAGCAACCGUAUUUUUUUCUUCCGAAGUCAUAUUUUGCCAUGGAAUUUAUUUCUUCAAAAGUAGACAAUGAGGCAGGUUUGGUGAAUCCAGCGUGUACAAAAAGGGUGUGUCUGGCGUUCACAAACGGUCCGGGGGGAUCCAAAAAGAGGCGAACCCAAUCACUUGAGCGGGGCGUAAUUUUCAUGAUGAGUUUUGCCCCCGAAUUUAUCAACGAACCAAUUGAGAACUAAAUGAGCGAAAAGUUGACUCCUUUAAAAAAUAUCCAAAGAUUAGGGGUUGGGGUGUGCAGGGCAUUCCCCCUUCAAGAUUUGCUACUGUCAAGAACUUCAUAUUUCUUCUCUUGUGCUUUCCUUUGCUUGUACUUAAACUCUUUUUUUUUCCUAACUCCUAUCGCAUGAUUUGUGCUGUUGCCAAGACGAGUUUCCAUCUUCAAACCAAGUAUACUAUUAUAUAACUUGUUCCCUUUGAUUGGGGUACAGUGGACGCCAUAAAAUGCACACACCCACAUCCAUACCAAUGUUCUGGUUGAGUACAUUUUAUCAAGGACGAGUCCUUUACCAUGAGUAUGUGAUAUUUUUCCAUGCGAGUAUGAGUACCUAUGCAUUUUCUUGAGUAUGAGUCAAAAAAGUACGAGUUUGAGUUUUAAAACACUUCUGCAUGCUUACUUCUUUUUUUCCCUGCUUGCCAUGUGCACUCCUGCCUUCAGAGAGUGGAGGCUUGCCAGAGCGUUGUUUUACUUGAAACUUGCGGCUGUAACGUUUCGCUGAAGACAUGCUUUGCUGCCAAAGCACACUGCCACUGGGCUUAGGAUUUGAAGGGAUCAGUUUGAAGGAUCGCUGAGCAAGUCUUUCUGGUCGUGCCAGUUGUGAGACCAAACAAUUCUUUCAAAAAAGAGUCUGUAUGUUUGUAAUUCUCAUGAUUGGCAGUAUCUGGUUAUUUGAGUAACUAACUGUGGUAAGGUUGAGUUCAUUGAGUAAGACUUUGCCUGAUUUGUUUUAUGUAUUCCACUUUUCUCCUGGGGAGGAAGAAAUGAACCGUGGUGUCCAGUUUCAGAGCUGCCCAGAUUCAAAUGUCGAUGGUGCAAGCACGGCUGUGUGUUAAAUUGACAGGACGGCUUCUCAAAAGUCGCACCAUUCCGAACUUUCCAUAGACCUCUCACAAUGCUGCUUUAUAUGUCUUGUUUCCUGUACACCCCUUGCAGCUUCACAUAUUGAUGAAGGGGAACAGACUAUUUUUCCUUCCAGCCUCAGUGUGGUUACAUUGGUUUGAAUGAUAGAAAAGCAAGAUGGCUGCCCCCAUGAUAAAUGGACAUUGCACAUCUGUGACUGGCUCCUACAAAAUGAAUCUUGGGGCUAUUCUUUCCCCCAGUAAUUUGUCUCGGCUCACAUUAGAAAGAGCAACGUGAGCUCUCUGUUUGGUAUCCAGACAAAAAGUUGACAUUUUGAGGGUGAAAAAUGUCGAGGGUUCUAUCGAUAUCCAUUAUGCCAGAUUCUUUUCGAAGGCCUUUAACUUGAAGCUGUUUUGGCAACUUUGGACUCACUUUGUUAGGUUGGGUCAUCGACAUAUUACAUGCUUCAAUGGUCCGGUGAUCAUUUUGCAACUGGUACUUUCCAUGCAUGGCUUAAUUCACGUACUGUUUGAUCUAAGCUCUACGUCUUGUCAAAUUGAAGUAAAUAACAUAGGCUGUUCGUUCGGAAAGUUACAUGUCUCUUUUAAGGACUGCUGGUAAGUCUAUUGCAUAUCACUAAGCAUUCAUUGACGGGCUUCCUUUAACAAAAAUUCCGACAUCUUGUGACUGUCUGUGCUGAUGUAAGUCGCAACAUCUUAAGAUGUUGUGCAAUUCCCGCUUGUCAUUUCAUCCACAAUGCUUUCAUUUUUUUUUUUAACGUGACCAUUGUACGUUACUGUUAAGAACAAUAUAUAUGCAUGCUUACAUGUUUCCAUGCUGUGCAGUAUCUAAACUACACGUGUCAUGCGCGUUGAGCGUCAACGCACAUGUGGUAUGGAGUGCUUUUAUUGAAAUACUUUUGGUGGAAAAUUCAAAUCAUAAUCAUAAUUAGGGCAUUUUAGGGUGUACUGUGUCGUGUGACUCUACCGAGGGUUGGGUCAUGCUGUGUCCAAUCACCCCCCCCCAAAUUUUGGAUGUUUAAACCCCACCCACCCCUCUAAUCUGUGGCAUGUUUGGAUUCUGUUUGAUUUUAAUAAUAAGAAUUAUAAUAAUAAUAAUGAUGAUUUAUAGAGCGCACAGAUCCACCAAGGUGCUCAAGGCGUUAGCGCAAAGAAAUUAAUGAAAUGCCUCAUUGAAGAGAGGAGUCUUCAGAUCCUUCUGAAACUUCAGGAGAGAAGGGGAAGAUCGUAACCAUGGCGGUAGAUUGUUCCAAAGACAAGGUGCAGCACAUGAAUACAGAGCGAUCUCCCCAUGAAUGAAAUGACCUGGGUUCCCGAAGAAGUUUACUGGAUCGAAGUCUACGUUUUACACCAGUAUCGACGAAUUUGGUCCAAAGUUUUGGGCGAUUUGGUCAACUGAAGAAACGAUGGCCGUACCCACUCUGGCCAAAAUUCAAAUGAAGGAAAAUGAAAAAAAAAAACCUUUUCACAACACAAAAACUGUUGGCCACUCGGGGCUAAAACCAAACAGGAAAAUUAGUGCUAUUCAGCCACAGUAACCCGUAACCAAAUUUGAACCGAGCCGAAGGGGAUGAAGUUGAACUCGUCCGGUGAUGUGACAUAGAAUGACCCAGUUACCAGCCGAAAAGAUUAGCCAGACUUCUUAAUUGUGUAAAGAGCACCGAUUUAGAGAACUACUGAGAACCGGGUUACAGCGUGUCUGUCUUCCAACACCAAAUUGUAAAUAGCCUAAUAAGGAAAUUGGGUACCACCGAUUUCAAGGGCGGGAAGUAUAUUGUGACUCCAGAAUGAUAGAUAAAUGCAGAAAAAAAAUUAAUCCAAAGUAAGCUCAUUGGUCUUCAGUGAUAAAAAUUUAUUAUCCUAGAGAAUCAAGAUGCAAGGAAUAUUGAUUUGUAUAUGACGAUAUAAAUGACAGUGUAUGAUGUUAAAUGUGCAUGUAAAAUAAUUCAGCAUCAGGAGUAAGUCUUUUAACAUAAAACUGCCGCACUGUUGAAAGCUUAACAGUUUGAUGAAGUCCCCGCUGAGACGGAAAACUCCAGGUUGCGGGAGGGGUUUGUUCACAAGGAAAUGCCCUGCGUCUCAACAAACCAGCUAAAAUUCCUCCAAUUCAUUUGCAGAUUAUGAGAUGUUGUUUUUACCCAUUUGCAUCGUUGAUGCUGAUUGGCCGUACCCAUGGCAACCGUGCAUGUUGUGCUUCGCUCUUUGAAUGCAUAUGUUUUAGGAUUAUAGCCAUUAUUCUUGAGGCAAUUUUAAAUGCAUGAAAAUUUCAGGGCUAGAAAGGUCAGUCAAUGCAGACACCAUCUACGUGUUAAAAAAGCAAAGUUCAAACGUAAGUGAUACAUGUAUUUAUUUUUGAAGCACGUCACGUGUGACUUUAAGUGCAACUUUUUUACCUUGCAAAACUCACCUGAGUAAUCUUACCAAAGUGUGUUAUUGAUUUUUAUAAACGAUUCAAGCAUUCUUUGCCAAAUCCCGUGUUAUAAUGCUUUCUCACAAAGUGACCAGGAACAUUCCCGUCAAUGUUUUGUUUAGUAUAAACAAACUAAUCUGUGAAACCAUUACGUAGAUGAGGUUACUGAAAAGAAACCGUUUGAAAUUGUUCUUGAAAAACCAUUGUUUAUACUCAUCACUGAUUUUCUUGAUUUGUUUGAAGUGUCAUUAUACACUUACUUUGAGUCUUUCUUCUUUCACAAGACUUACUUCCUUACUUCUUUCAUUUUCAGGUGAACUGGUGCCUAUUAUCUGUUUCUUGCUAAGAAAUCUGUUAAUUUCAGUUGCCAAAGUGUUCGGAGCAUGCCGGCCUGUAUCAUUCGGCAAUUUGUGCAGUAAUACACAUAUUGCUGUUUUGGCUCAUAGCACUUACAUGUACAUCACUGUACAUAUACUUGGUACUGGUUCCUCCAAAAUACCCCCUUUAGAGUUUCAACAAUGAGCCCCCAGCUGGACCAAGAGAGGGCGCAAUUUUCCUAGCAACGGACGCUCCUUUGGCCUGAAGUAGCACUUCGCUGGUGCACAAACAACUCUGAAAUGCAUGCAUUUAAGGGUGCUUCGUUAUGAACAGCUGCUCUUUUCAACCGAUGAGGGGGUGCUUCGGCUUGAGGCAGAUACAUGUAGGCUUUUGAAGAUCACAUCCAUGUAGGCACUCCCCAAAUUCUAGAAGUCAUUUUCCUGUUUCGCGGCAGUGGAAAUCAUUGAAUUUAAUACAGAUUUAGCAUUCUCUUCACAUUCAUGGCUCGUACCUCCACUGCCCAGUGAUUUUAAGUUGUACCUGUAUUCAUAACUUGAGGGGGAAAAAAUGCAUAACGUAGCUCCGUCACCUCAGUUAAAAUGUGACAAAGUGGAAGAUCAGGUAAAACACAUCUGUCAUUCUUAGAUGUGCCAUUGGCCAGUGAAAUGAUUUUAAAUGUUGAUAAACCAGUCGUUCUGAUCCAUGUAUAGAGAUUACACUCAGUUAUUUUGAACAGCUCCUGAGAGAGCACCGUCACCAGCGUUUUACGCGAGACCAUCACAAGUCCGUUCACAAGUGCAGUCACAGGUAAAAACAGGGUGAGCAAUGGCAAGUGAGUGCUUUUGUCACAGCUCAUUUAAAUAGCUCGUGAAUUGGCUAAUUAAAAACAGUGAAUGACGUGAGGGACUCGCAAGGACUUGUGAUGGACUCAAAUACAACACCGACCGUCACAGCUCUGAAAAGUUUCCGGUGUAACGCAUUGUUUUCAUCACCAUUUAUGCUCCAUGUGUUAGUACUGCCUCAUCCAUAGAUGGAAAAAUUAGGUUAAUGCUAAUUUUCAAAUAUAAUUCUCAAUAAGACAACAUUGUUUCAUUGUUAAGAAUACAAAUAUACUACAUAUGUAUUUUUUAAUUAAUCUUGCCUAAUACUAGAUGAGAAUCUGGCUCAUUGAGCGUAAUUGAACCUGUGUCAUUUUUUUUUAAGGUAUCCUAGAUCUUUUUGGAAACUGCCCCAGGCUUGAUUGUUGAAAAUAAAACUAGGAAACGUUGCGCGAUGUGAAAUGUGUCGGGUCGUGGGCAGUGUAAAACAACAAAAAAUGGUCACGGCUUCCGAGUCAGUUCUGCCACGUGGAACCUUGGGGAGACACGUCUUUUUCCCGAGUUCACCCUUUUUCAAGAAAGCUUUCCAGAGUUUCAUUGGAUGGCAUUCGCUGCUCGGAUUGAAAUCCCCUCGUAUGAUAACUAGAUACAGAAGGCUUCGGUCAGUUUUUGUGAACAAGUUUAAACAUUGCAUGCAGUGAUAUGGUUUUGUAUUUAAAAGACGAAGCAACUUGUUUUUCUGUGAAGAGGCGUGAAGAAUGUGGCAUGUUUAUAAUGUGACUUGUAAGAAAAGGUCAUGUACAGUUUCAACUUCAAAGUUUGAAAUUCUUGGAUAUAUUCAUUUUAUUGCGUGUGUAGGGGGAUUUUAUUCUCUGUAUUAAAGCUGUGGAAGUUUGCACGUCGGAACGUAUAUACUUCAAAAUGUGUACAUAUUUUAAAUAAGUACAUGUAUUUACAUAUGUGGUAUACUUGGAGGGAAUAAAAGAGUUUUACGUGCAUGAAAGCAGAAA
This is a messenger RNA of Acanthaster planci (crown-of-thorns starfish), 8581 nucleotides long. RefSeq names its product kazrin, periplakin interacting protein (gene kazn). Gene Ontology annotation, molecular function: protein binding. NCBI's taxonomy places the organism in Eukaryota, Metazoa, Echinodermata, Asteroidea, Valvatida, Acanthasteridae. The record is from RefSeq and is a predicted model, not a curated record.